Merops nubicus (carmine bee-eater) is the source of this 1243-nucleotide messenger RNA. RefSeq names its product actin-fragmin kinase-like. The record is from RefSeq and is a predicted model, not a curated record. The annotation marks the transcript as partial. Gene Ontology annotation, molecular function: protein binding. The transcript has 11 exons. Lineage: Eukaryota; Metazoa; Chordata; Aves; Coraciiformes; Meropidae.
AUCGUUGGUGUGGGAAGGUGCCUGGAGGACAGAUAUUUUCAUGGCCUCAUUGAGAGAGAUGGACAAAGGCAACCCUGUGAAGCUUGUCCUGACUGUCAAUGGACAGCUGCUCCGAGGUGUUUCCAGCAGUACACCCACACACCCCUUCACUGUCCCAGAGACCACCCAGUCACCAGUGCUCCCAGCAGAUAAUACGCCCCCUGGACAGGACCUGAAGGAGCCUACCGUGGGUUUACUUGUGCUACAGAAAGCGGUACUCUCCAUUGCAGUGCCUUUGGAAGGGAUGAAUUUAACAGCCCUUGAUCUGGCAGUGAAGGAGUUACAAGGCAGUCCCAGCCCACGGUGGUGCCAUGCCAUGUGCCUCAGUGACCUGGGGACAGCUGUUCUGAUUGGUGGGCAAGGUGUCAAUCAGCAGUCGUGCAAGGAUGCCCUCUGGAAGCUAGAAAUCGACAAUGACAUGUGGCUUCCAGUGGGUUUCCAGCUACAAAAUGCCAUGCCAUUGUGCUUGCAUGGCCACACAGCUACCUACGACCCAGAGACCAAGCGUAUCUACAUCUUUGGGGGUAUAAGGGAGGACAAAGACUACAGCAGGAUCUACAUUCUGGACACAGUCACCUGGAAAUGGCUCCUUGUGGCUGCUAAAGGGAGGAUGCCAGUGCUCACCUAUCACAGUGCAACUAUCUACCGCAAAGAGCUCUUUGUUUUUGGAGGGACUUUGCCCAGAAAGGCAUCACUGGCAUUUGGACACUGCAGCAACAUGCUCUAUGUCUUCAAUCCAGAGCAUGAAAUUUGGUACCAGCCCAUCUCAGAAGGGGACAAGCCUCUCCCUAGGCUUGGGCAUUCAGCUACUCUGCUGAAGAACAAACUGCUGAUUUUUGGGGGCCGAAGGACUUCUCUCUACCUCAGUGACAUGCAUGUCCUGGAUCUGGGUUUCAUGGAGUACACACCAGUGCCCCUCCUCGCAGGACAGCCUUCUGCACGUUGUUUUCAUGCUGCUCUGGCUGUGUCAGACCAGAAGGUUCUGAUCAGUGGAGGCUGCAAUGCCAGGGGAGCCCUGCAGGAUGCCUUUGUCUUUCACCUAGCUGGCCACACGCUGCUUGAUCUGACUCCUACCCACCUGAUGGAUGUGGACCAGGAGAACAAAGAGAAGCAUAACCUGCACACAGUGUUGGUUUUUGGGGGCUCCAACUGUGCUGGGACCUUUUACAACAGCACAGUCAAGAUCCAGCUGGACCUGGGAUAA